Penicillium samsonianum is the source of this 834-nucleotide messenger RNA. RefSeq lists its product as uncharacterized. The transcript is spliced from 2 exons. Bases 164 to 703 code for a protein of 179 amino acids. The record is from RefSeq and is a predicted model, not a curated record. Lineage: Eukaryota; Fungi; Ascomycota; Eurotiomycetes; Eurotiales; Aspergillaceae.
GGGCACCAAGACUUCCUCUUUUCUUGGCCUCGCAAACCCUACUAUACUAUUUCAGCGGAGUGUCAGGUAUAAAGGGUCCGGAUCCUGUGCGGCGGAUCCCUGAUUUUGAAACAUCUGCCAUCGUGGUUUAUACUGUGUACAGUUCUCAAAUCACCUCGCCAAAAUGAGAUUAUCUAUCUUUUUCAUUGCACUCAUGACUUCGGUUUCAUCCGCAGUCUCGACUGAGGAUCCAGGUCCAUCUCCUACUGCUUCAGUCGGCUGUGAGCCACACGGAGACCAUUGGCACUGUGAUGGUCCAGCCUCAACAGCUGUCUCCUCAGGUACAUCGAGGGCAAGCGAGGUCGAAGUGAGCACCACCUCUGCGGAUGCUUCUCCCACAUUGCCUAGUCCAACCGAGUCUGUUGGUUGCGAGCCACAUGGCGACCACUGGCACUGCGAUGGACCGGCCGAGACGGCUGGUGCCUCCUCGAGCGCCACCGUGAGUGCUUCUCCCACAAUGCCUAGCCCUACCGAGUCUAGUGGUUGCGAGCCGCAUGGCGAUCACUGGCACUGUGAUGGACCGGCCGAGACGGGUAGCGCCUCCGCGAGCGCCUCCGCCAGUGCCUCUACGAGUUCUGGAGAUGAAGGCGGUGCUGGAGCAAUUGGAGUGCAAAUUUCCCUGCUUGUUGGACUGUCACUUGUUGCUGCUGGUUUGAAUCUUUAAUUCUCGACGACCUCGGAGACAUGAUACUGUCUAUGUGUGUGUGGGUGUGUGUGUUACUAUAUCAAGACGACCACCUCAAAGUACAGUGAUUAGGAAUCAAUGCCUUAGGAAUCAAUAACUUAGGAAUCAAU